CUUCUGUGGAUGCAAGCACCGUCCAAGCUCUGGCACACGAACAGAAAACAAACCCAAACAAUGACAUUAUUUGCAACAACACGACAGUAUCACACCAUUAUCUGACAACUUGAAACAAUUACGUGCCUCUUCUGCUCGCUGUUUGCCGCCUCAGCCCUGUGCCCAGAGGCUCGUUUAGAAUCAUGAUGCUCAGCAGCUCAGUGGAUGUACCCAGCCCAGGGGGUAUGAGCGCAGUGGCAGCCAGGAAUGUGGUGCGCAGUUCCAGCAUCAGUGGGGCCAUGUACAGUUUGCAGAAGAGCCCCAGCAGCACAGGACCCGAUGCCACAGGCCUGGUAGGAAACAAGAAGCGUCGCUCCAGUCUGGGAGCCAAGAUGGUGGCUAUUGUGGGGCUGUCACAGUGGAGCAAGAGCACUCUGCAGCUCAACCAGCAAGAUGGGGGGACAAAAAAGUUACGCAGCACCAUCAGGCGGAGCACAGAGACAGGUAUCGCUGUGGAGAUGAGGAACCGUGUCACACGACAGGGCAGUAAGGAUUCAACAGAUGGCAGCACCAACAGCAACAGCUCAGAUGGAACGUUCAUUUUCCCCACCACUCGUGUGGGCCCUGAGAGCCAAUUCAGCGACUUCCUUGAUGGCCUUGGCCCCGCCCAGAUUGUGGGGCGUCAGACAUUAGCCACUCCUCCAAUGGGUGAUGUUUACAUUGGCGUGGUGGAUAGAGGGGGUCAAUUAGAAGUUGAGAUCACACAGGCCCGAAGUUUGACCCCUAAACCAGGGUCAAAAAACAUUCCCGCCACGUAUGUAAAGGUGUAUGUCCUGGAGAAUGGAAUGUGUCUCUCUAAGAAGAAAACCAGAGUGGUGAAGAAAACCCUGGAUCCAACCUUCCAGCAAUCCCUGAUGUUUGAUGAGAGCCCUCAGGGGAAAGUGUUACAGGUGAUCAUAUGGGGCGACUACGGCCGCAUGGACAGCAAGUGUUUCAUGGGAAUGGCUCAGAUCCUCCUGGAUGAUCUCGACUUAUCGUCAAUGGUGGGUGGCUGGUACAAGCUCUUCCCUACUUCCUCUCUGGCAGACCCCAGCAUCCGCCCCCUGACACGCCGCCUCUCCCAGUCUUCACUCGAGAGCGCCACCAGCCCUUCGUGCACAUAAAGAGAACCAGCCAUCCAUGUCCCCUCUAAAUAUGCCUAUACUCUCUAUCUCUACGUGUGUACCUUUGUUCAACAUACCCCACCAUACAGACCCUGAAGCAUGUACACACACUCUUUGAUAGAUGUAACCAACUCCUAUAUAACCGAUAUAUAACAGAAAUAUUCAGAGUUUGAUACAAAUCAGGCAUGACACACAGCUGACAUACACACUCAUAGAUGGAUUUGGGUGUAACUGAAUCAAUCUUGGCUUGUUACAUGCAGAUCCAUUGUGAGCCAGUCACAACAAACACUAAAACAGGCAUUCAAUACAUAUAUUGAGAAUUGUUCCUCACAAUGUAGCAUUUGUGUUGGCUUCUUUGGCCAAUGCCACAAAGAGCAGAUGGGUUCUCCUUGACUAGUUGUUCUUCUAUACAUGCUGAACCCUCGAGGGUUGAACAAUUCUCUAUGCCAAACCUGGUAAAAGUUUAUUUUUUAAAAACCAAAGCAAUUCUUAUUAUCUGUAGUGUCAUAUUAUAGAGUAUAGAUAUGUAGCAGAGUCAAUGACUUAGAUGAGAUGCAAAAAACAAAGACGUAUAAGAAAAAAGUCUACAUACACAAUAGACUACAUACACAACUAAACUUUUGUAGGACAGAGCUCAACUCCACUUGUCAGGUUAUUAGAAAUGCACACAAUUCAUGUUGCAUAAAGUAGCGUUAAUUCUCUAUUUCUUUUUUCUGAGAGCUGAGUAAAUAAAGAUAUAGAUUGAUAUUUUUGUUUAUGGAUUUAUCGACUGCAUUCUGCAUGUUAACUCACAACCCUUGUUGAACAAAAUAUAUUGUGCUAUUUUAAGCUUGCCUUUAAAAAAAUGUGUAGAAUUAUAGAGAUUAGGUUAUUUAUUUUGUUAAUGUUUCACUUUUGGUUCUGAAUAACAAACUUGGUCAAAGGAAUCGAACCCUCUCUUUGUAACGGAGAACCGUCCAGUUAAACCAGCAACCCUCUUUUCCAGCUGCAUUGUGCUAUUGACAGAAUGAAAAAGGUAGGUGUCGGCUGUCAAACGAGAAACUUUUCUUGUAGCAUGUACUGAAACAAAGGUAUCUGGGAUGAGUUGUCCUUAAGUGGAAUUUAGUUGAGUUUGAUGGAGCUGCUCUAGACCCUUGUGCUUCUUUCUACCAGCAUAUGGAUCCAACUCAGGGGGUGACCACUGAACAAAUACAACCUACACAACUAUAUAAGGAUUGUCGAUGGUGUCGCUCUCUCAACAGGAUCUUAAAGCCCAGAGAAAAUCAUAUUCCUUAUAAUAUCUGACAUUUUUCUUUUUCGUCAUGUUACUGAACUUUGCCAUUGUGAUUACUCCUACCCAAUCUAUAGUCUUCUUCAGCAUCCAGCCUUCCACUCUGAAGCAGUGCCAGUAGUAGGAUGCAAUCUUUGGAGGUGCAUUUUGAUCUUUAGGUUGAGCAAGUGCUUGUCUCCUCAUCAGACCGGGGUUGGGGGGCCCCCUUGAUCCUUUCGCUACCCAAUGGGAACUUGAGUGCAAUACCCCCCUAGCCCCCUCUUAAGCAUAUAAAUACCCAUGCUCUAAAGCCAAAUGACUCUUUAAAUGGCUUCUUCUGUCAAUCUUUGGUAUUACAGAGGCUCACUCAUAUGUUAAAGAAUGUACCACACUCCUGGCAAUUAUUCUGAUGCUAAAAAGGGCACAUUUAUAUUUAUUUCCAUAUUUCCUCUGAAAUUAUCUAUUGAGCAGAAAAAGACACCUUACAUAUCAGAGUUUCUCAUUCUGUUCCAACUCAGUCUGUACAACUGUUGUCUUAUUCACGUUCCAUGUCAAAUUUCCAUUUAUCUUCUGCAGAGAAGAUGGGAAUAAACAUUCUGAUAGGUGAGAGGUGAGCUUCACAAAAGCAAUCAUUUGCCAAGUCAUUUAAGAUGUUUGUGUAAUUCAUUCUGAAAACUAUAUAGUUCUGAUUGGGACUUUUUAUGGAGGGCUGCCUAUCACAAGUGCACAAACUCUAACAGUUGAUUGAUGUCAUGAUUUGCAUGCAAAAAUUCAGUGUCAGGAUAGUGUACCUUAUAAAGCUGCUUUUAAUGACUUAGUGAGACCAUGAGCAAACCAUUACAUCUGAUCAGUGUUGGGUUACUCAAAGAAAGUGUAAUCCACUACAAAUUACUUAUUACCGCUCUUAAAUUGUAAUAAGAGUGCUUUACUGAUUACUUUAUUGAAAAAGUAAUCAUAAUAAUAAUUACUUUAAAGUUAGAAAUACUGUAUGUGUAACCAAAUAAUGUACUUAAAAGUAAUUAAAUGUAUUAAAAGACAGUAACUAUAAUCUGAUUGCAAGAAUUUUAAAGUGUUACACUACUUUUUUUAAACUAAAAAGUAAUCAUAUUUGUUGUAACUAAUUACUUUGUAAUUAGAUUACACCCAAACAUGCAUCUGAUUUAUAAUUUUGGAUCACAACAUUUUAAGGUAAUUCUUUCCCCAACCUUUUAAGUAUAUUCAGUAUGGCAUUUUGUACAAUCUGCAAAGUUGUUUUUACAUCUGUCUUUCUGUUAGCUAAUGUUAUCACUACCCUGAUCAAGGUGAAUGCACAGAGUGUUUUAAAAGGGUAUUUUCCUUGGAGAUUAAUUCUAAUUAUCUGUGAAAGAAAAUGUUACAUUUGCUGAAUAUGUAACUGUGGCAUGGGGGUCAUAUGUCGGUCUGCGGGGGAGGGGGAGAGCGGUAAGGAUCGUCACCUGGGUUAUGAUUACUAUAACACCUGUCUCUGAUUAUAGUGAUGGUGGUGGAGACCUGAAAAGGCAUGCCACGAGAGUCAGAGACAGGUGUUAAAGUAAUCAUAGGCCAGGUGACGAUCCUUACCGCUCUCCCUCUCCCACAGACUGACAUAUAAUUUUGAAUGGUUUCUGUAGGGCCAAAUGUCUAUGUUGGGCCAAAAAAUUUGAUCAUCAUGGGGGCUGCAAUGCAUAGUGGUAAACAGGUUCCGCUCACAUUGAAAGAAACAAGUGUACAUAAAUUGGUCAUCACUGACUUGAUAGAUGUAGUUUUCUGUCAUCAACCGUGUUUUUGUUCAUGUUUUGCUUUUUUACUGACAAUUGAAAGUCAUAACUCUAAGGUGAUUAUUACUUAGAAAUCUUAUUUGUUUGCACCGUCCCAUUGCACCACAGAGAGGUAACAUACAAGUGUCUGUGUAUUAAAUUAGGAACAAAAAACAAUUCUAACUAAAGUUUAAAUUAAUUUGUAUUGCUGUAUACUGAAAACAAAAAUGUAUUUGAAGUUGAAUGUUUGUCCUUGGUAAACGCUAUAAAAUUACUAUUAGAAAUUGAUGUUUUUUUCUAUGUGAUUUUAUGUACUUGGAAACUUGGGAUUGUAUGUGUCCCUUUACUACAAUGAAGUAGAUACAAAAUAUUUCAUUACAAAAUGUAAAGAGUUUGAAUGCAUGAACAUUUGUACUGUACUAUUCUAUUUUUUCACGUGUAG
Xyrauchen texanus (razorback sucker) is the source of this 4587-nucleotide messenger RNA. It is a transcript of the gene rims3, whose product is annotated as regulating synaptic membrane exocytosis 3. The record is from RefSeq and is a predicted model, not a curated record. The transcript has 7 exons. NCBI's taxonomy places the organism in Eukaryota, Metazoa, Chordata, Actinopteri, Cypriniformes, Catostomidae. Gene Ontology annotation, cellular component: cytoskeleton of presynaptic active zone; presynaptic membrane. The coding region runs from base 183 to 1142 and encodes 319 amino acids. Gene Ontology annotation, molecular function: small GTPase binding; transmembrane transporter binding. Gene Ontology annotation, biological process: regulation of synaptic plasticity; regulation of membrane potential; calcium ion-regulated exocytosis of neurotransmitter.